Cyprinus carpio (common carp) is the source of this 1336-nucleotide messenger RNA. Its product is annotated as mitochondrial 2-oxoglutarate/malate carrier protein-like. The record is from RefSeq and is a predicted model, not a curated record. The transcript has 7 exons. Gene Ontology annotation, molecular function: thiosulfate transmembrane transporter activity; sulfate transmembrane transporter activity; malate transmembrane transporter activity. Gene Ontology annotation, biological process: oxaloacetate transport; thiosulfate transport; malate transmembrane transport. NCBI's taxonomy places the organism in Eukaryota, Metazoa, Chordata, Actinopteri, Cypriniformes, Cyprinidae.
GUGUUCCGCUCGACGUGCGCGGUCCGGGCGAGUCACCUUGCUGUACGCAGCGGAGCGACAGGAGCGCAGGAGUCCUGCAGAACCCCGAACCAGCACCGCAGACAUGUCAUCUGCAGCGGACACGGCCAGCACCAGGCCCAGCACCAGGCCCAAAACCUCGCCCAAAGCGAUUAAGUUCCUCUUCGGGGGCCUGGCUGGGAUGGGUGCCACAGUGUUUGUGCAGCCGCUGGACCUGGUGAAGAACCGGAUGCAGCUGAGCGGUCAGGGCUCCAAGGCUCGUGAGUACAGGACCAGCUUCCAUGCCGUGGCCAGCAUCCUUCGCAACGAGGGCAUCGGCGGGAUCUACACCGGACUUUCUGCGGGUCUGUUGAGACAGGCUACCUACACCACGACGCGUCUGGGCAUCUACACCGUCCUGUUUGAGCGCAUGUCCAAAGCUGAUGGCACACCUCCCAACUUCUUCAUGAAGGCUUUCAUCGGGAUGACCGCGGGGGCCACGGGGGCCUUCGUUGGGACGCCGGCCGAGGUGGCGCUUAUUCGGAUGACGGCUGACGGCAGGUAGAAGGAUAUAAACACAUCCCAUAUUUGACUCUCUCACACAUUGUUUAUAAUCCCGAAAGUGAGCAAUGAACCAAACACCGAUUGUGGUUGCAUACCCACCAUGGCCAGAGCAGUCGUUGUGAACGCAGCACAACUUGCCUCAUACUCCCAGUCCAAACAAGCACUGCUGGACUCUGGAUAUUUCAGAGAUGAUAUCUUGUGUCACUUCUGUGCCAGUAUGAUCAGUGGACUGGUCACCACUGCUGCCUCCAUGCCAGUGGACAUCGUGAAGACCAGAAUCCAGAACAUGAGAAUGAUUGAUGGGAAGCCGGAGUGCAGGAAUGGUGUGGAGGUGUUGGUGAAGGUCAUAAGGAAGGAAGGAUUCUUCAGUCUGUGGAAGGGUUUUACUCCGUAUUACGCUCGUCUCGGGCCACACACAGUCCUCACCUUCAUCUUCCUGGAGCAGAUGAACAGAUUCUACAAGAUCUAUUUCCUUGACUCCUAGAUCUGCGCUGUAGGUCAUCGGUGGAUGUUUCUCCCAGUACAGCCUCUGUUUCUGAUGGUCGGUGACAGAACCAGCUGGGUGUGUGACUCAGCACAGUUUGGACUCUGAUGUUGCACAGACAGAUGAACUGAGGGAUCAUGUCCCUCGUAGUUUUGAGUGAUAUUUAUGUAAUAAAUGCGCCGCUUUGCAGUGAACACUUGGUGAUGUUUGCUAAUGAUGAGCACAGUUAACUGGGAAUUAAUGGAGAUGAUGUGGUGUGUGAAGGCCAAGACCACACCUGAAGCUAUUUAA